Messenger RNA from Anthostomella pinea, 234 nucleotides. Lineage: Eukaryota; Fungi; Ascomycota; Sordariomycetes; Xylariales; Xylariaceae. The record is from the annotation of a GenBank genome assembly.
AUGGCACACAUCCCUCCGGGCCAAGCGAACGGCAAAGACUUGAUCGCCACUGGCGAAGAGGUCGUUGAUGCAUACAAAGAGUCUAUGACGGCCAACGUUGAGCUGGACCCGGACUUCCGGCAGUCGAUGCGCCAAUGGUUCCUGGACAAUGAUGUUGGGUUCACCGAGCAAAUAUACAGCUUCGACGGCGUGAUACCUGGUAGUGGCAAGUUCGUUAUCUCUCAACUGAUUUAG